Molecule: messenger RNA, 705 nt
Organism: Ilex paraguariensis (yerba mate)
Lineage: Eukaryota; Viridiplantae; Streptophyta; Magnoliopsida; Aquifoliales; Aquifoliaceae
Source: the annotation of a GenBank genome assembly
UGCUCGACUGUGAUCCACAUCUUAAUGAUACCAAAGAGUUGAUCAAUGAGUUGAAUAGAAGCAAUGGACUAUUCAAAUUUGUCAGAAGUAUGAGAGAGAAGUUUCAACAAUCAGCAGCAUGUGGAAUUUUUCCUCAAGCUACCUCUAUUGAUCAGGACUCUUCCAUAAUCUCUGUAUCUGCCCCAGUUUCUUCAGUUUCGACUGACAGAAGUGAAUCUCUAGCCAAGACAACAGAGCUUCAACUUGGAGAAAACAACACAGUUUCCAGGAAAGUUAACCAUGGCAGAGGUGGUAAACUGGCAAUUCUGUCUCCCGGUUCUGCUUCAUCACUUCGCCGAUCCCCACGCUUUAAGGUGAAGAAAUGAAGAUGAAGCUAAAGGCUGUGCUGCCUGUUCAUAUGAUCACUUGCUUUAACAGGCUUCCUUAGCCCUAAUUCUUGACUUAUGGAGUGUGUAAACAGUAAAUAUAAGGCGAAGAUCUUAUUUGCUUUCAUUGAUGUUUUUAAAAGCAGAGUUGGAGAUCUCCAAAUGUCAAAAGUGAGGAUAUUCAAUUGACACAACAGUGUCGUGGUGUUUCUAGAAUUGACAUGUUAUGUAUUAUUAGCAUUUGGGCAUGGAAUGCCUGGGCAAUAAUUCUGUAAAGUGCAUUAUUAAAACUUGGUCGGGUUAUUUUGAUGUUAUUGUAAUCGUUUGAUUUUGCUUGUUA